Messenger RNA from Uranotaenia lowii, 1783 nucleotides. RefSeq lists its product as uncharacterized. Bases 192 to 1091 code for a protein of 299 amino acids. The transcript has 4 exons. Lineage: Eukaryota; Metazoa; Arthropoda; Insecta; Diptera; Culicidae. The record is from RefSeq and is a predicted model, not a curated record.
UCGCGACGCACACACAGGAAGACGAAGGAUGAAAGAUGCCUACCCCGUGCGCAUGCGUUCCUUUUUUGUUUGAUGGUGAAAAUUUCCAGUUUUUCUUCGACUGUUGAGAAUUCCUUAAGUGAAACAGGCUUCACGGAGCAGUUAUUUUGUGAAAGAGGAACGCUAGAAAGAAAGGAAAAACCCUAAAAGCGAUGAGUUGUGUCGGGGAUUGCUCCGAGUUGGGGCCACCGCCCGAUAUGAUCCUGUCGAUGCCACCGCCGCCGCUUUCGUCCUUCUUGUUGCCGCGGAACGUCCUGGCGCCAAAGCCCCCAAACAGUUCGCUGUCCUGCAUAGCGGCCUUCAUGUGUGAACCAUCGCUCAAACCGAACGAACAAUCCGGGAUGGAUCUCAUCGAGCUGUCGGGAAAUGCAAUCGACGAUACCUGGGUAUUUGUUCUGAUUUCAUCAUGUGUUGGUGUUCUUUUGCUUGGAGCUCUUCUGGCAAUGAUCCUGAUCAAAUGCAGAGACUCUUACAACAAUUUCUCUUAUCAUGAUAGCAAUUUGAAGCAUCCUCCGCUGGCAUCGCUCAAUGAUCCCCACAUGGGAACUACUAAGUCAGGCUUCCUGCCAGGAACGAUUUUGUAUCCGACAAAUCAACAGAUCACUCCAGACAACCGAACUUUGUGGGCCACUCUGACUCCUCAUGGCACAACACAACACUUCAUUUCGGAUACCUACUACAAUCCGGAAGAUCACUACGAAGUCAUAGACUACGGACGCAAACAUGAGCAAUACAUUCCGUCAAAUCAAAACACUAUCACCAAGAACAAAAAUUCUUUUGAGAACAAUGGAUUCGUCGACUACGAUUACGAGGACCCAACGCCUUUGAUGGAAUCUUACAAUAACUUUGACGACAUGGACUCCGGCUAUCAGGAACCCCAGGAAGUCAUCGGAACGCUCAACCGGAACCGCUCGAUUGUAUCCUCACCAACUCGAAUCGAAAACCCGAAUCUGGCUCCUCUGAACAUGUAUCCGACUCAUCGCAGCAAUGCCACACUGAACAGCAAAAAGAAUGCUACGCUCAGCCGACGGAUCAGUGAUAUUAAGAACUAAAUGGAUUCCUGAGGUCUCUUGGCAAAAGAACGAGAGACUAAAUGUGAACGGAGUUUCCUAAAAUUAAUAACAUUUUUGCUCGAACAAUUCAAACAGUAGCUCUAGAACAAACAUAGCUUUCGGUAGACUUUUGUUUCGCUAAGUUUAUUAACUUAAGGAAGUGAAAUAUGUCAGUAAUUUAACAAACAAAAAUGAAAUAAUUGAAAGCUCCAUCCUACUAGCAGCGAAAAAAAUUUAUAACAAGAAGAGUGAAAAAUCAUAUUUUAUCGUAUCGUAACGACUAGCUGCAUUUAUUUUAUUCAAUCGUACUAUUGAAUGUCUACUCUUAUCAGGCGAUAACAUAAAAAUAACACAAACUCAAACCAGACACAUAUGGAAAUAUUUACCAAUCACAUAACUACAAACACAUCUAAUCCAAUAGCAACAUUCAAGCUCAGCAAAACACCGCCAAUGGCUAGCAUAAAACAACAUAAAAUACUAAACAGAACACACAUCAUUAUUGACGGUCAACAUUCCUAAAUGCAUACUAAGAAGAGGAAACGAGAAUUGAUUUCAAAUACCUAGCACUUAAGAUGGAAUUCAGAAACUGUCCUGUCAAAGUCUAUGACUUUGUUGAGAGAGAAAUAAAAAACAUAAAUCAAUCAAACAAUUGGAUGCAAUAAAACCGGUCGUGAGCAUUUUACUUUCAAAAA